AUGCCGAAGGGAGAAAAGAAAAAAACUCCCAGCUCUGCACUUCUACCCAUUAGCAAAUUCCGAAGGAAAUUAGUGGAGAGUAUUCAAGGCAACAUCUUUGUCGUGGUGACGGGUGAGACGGGAAGUGGGAAAACCACCCAACUUCCCAAAUAUUUAUUUGAAGAAGGGUUUGCCAGGCAGGGCACCAUUGCUGUGACACAGCCACGGCGUGUGGCUGCCAUAUCCGUGGCUGAAAGAGUGGCAGAGGAACUAGGCUGCCCAGUGGGGGGCCUUGUGGGAUACCAAGUUCGCUUUGAGGAAUGCAUCUCAGAGGAAACUGCAAUCAAGUAUCUGACAGACGGGUGCCUGUUACGGCAGAUCUUGGCAGACCCACAUCUGACCCAGUACAGCGUCGUCGUUCUGGACGAAGCUCACGAACGGAGUCUCUGCACGGAUAUCCUCUUUGGCCUAUUGAAGCAGCUGCUCCAUCGGGAAAAAGAAGUCAAGAGGAAGGAACCCUUGAAGGUCGUGGUGAUGUCUGCCACCUUGGACGUGGAGAAGUUCUCGGCGUUCUUCGGGCAUUGCUCGGUGGUGGAGAUCCCAGGAAGAAAAUACCUGGUGGAGGAGGUCUUCUGUGAUAGUCUGGGCCCCAGAGAUGCCAACAGCUCUGCCUUCAUCACAGAGACUAUCAAAGUGACCUUGGAUGUCCAUCUGAAUGGCUCGGCUGGAGACAUCCUGGUUUUUCUGACAGGGCAAUCGGAGAUUGAAAGAGCUUGCGAGCUUCUUUUCCAAAAAGCCGAGAUGAUAGAUUACCGCUUUGACGUAAGAGAGCGCUCCGUGGAAGGCUUACUUAUCUUGCCCCUGUACGGAUGCAUGCCAACAGAUCAGCAGAGACGGAUAUUCCUGCCGCCUCCGCCAGGGAUCAGGAAAUGCGUCGUGUCCACAAAUAUCGCAGCAACAUCUUUGACCAUUGAUGGGAUCAAGUAUGUGGUUGAUAGUGGGUUUGUGAAGCAGUUAAGCCACAACCCAAGAGUUGGCUUGGACGUGCUGGAGGUGGUGCCAAUUUCGAAGAGCGAGGCGGUGCAGCGUGCAGGCCGAGCCGGUAGAACAGCAUCUGGGAAAUGCUUCCGGGUUUAUAACAAGGAAUUCUGGGAACAGUGCAUGCCCGAUCACAUGGUUCCAGAGAUCCAACGGACCAGUUUGACCUCAGUGAUGCUGACUUUGAAGUGCCUGGCCAUCCACAACGUCAUCAGUCUGCCUCCUAACUUGUCCUGUGCCGUCCUCAAGGCUGCCUCUCUGGGCUGUGAUGACUUGCUGCUCCCCAUUGCAGCCAUGCUGUCUGUGGAGAAGGUCUUCAUUCAUCCAGGUGAGAACAG
Protobothrops mucrosquamatus (brown spotted pit viper) is the source of this 1355-nucleotide messenger RNA. RefSeq names its product probable ATP-dependent RNA helicase DHX40. Gene Ontology annotation, molecular function: ATP binding; RNA binding. The annotation marks the transcript as partial. The record is from RefSeq and is a predicted model, not a curated record. NCBI's taxonomy places the organism in Eukaryota, Metazoa, Chordata, Lepidosauria, Squamata, Viperidae. The transcript is spliced from 10 exons. Gene Ontology annotation, cellular component: intracellular anatomical structure.